Hippocampus zosterae (dwarf seahorse) is the source of this 4484-nucleotide messenger RNA. RefSeq names its product synaptonemal complex protein 2 (gene sycp2). Lineage: Eukaryota; Metazoa; Chordata; Actinopteri; Syngnathiformes; Syngnathidae. The record is from RefSeq and is a predicted model, not a curated record. The transcript has 45 exons. The coding region runs from base 221 to 4204 and encodes 1327 amino acids.
CGGAUGUUGGACUCGCCGCAGGCCAUUGGGAAAUUGCCACCUGUUUAUUGGACGACAUAAUUUGGCGGUUGUACACUUACUAGACUGGAGGAGUGAGAAGGAGUGAGAAAACUUGCCUCGCGGACAUCUUACAACACAGUGUCGCUGUCGCCGUUUUAGUUGUAGUUCACCUCACUGUUAUGUUUUGAAGAUAAAACAAAAUUCCACUGAAACAAGAGGAAUGGACUUCGAGUUGGAGAAAGCAAUCACUGAUGCACUGAAGAGCAGAAAUCUGACAGCUCUGAGAGGAUUUCUGCAAAACAACACAAAUGAAGCACUCAAAUGUUCUGCACAGUUUCUCAAGAAAUUGGAUGAUCUUAUCACUUGGAGCUUGGAUGAAAAAAAUUUCAAUGCUGCCUGUGUAGCCUUUGCGGUCCUGCAUAAUUGUGGGAGGAAUCUGAAAUUUCCCACAGGCAGUCAAGGAAUAUCAGGAAUAAUAGAUCAAGGCUUGAUCCAGAAGAUGUUUCAGUGGUUGAACAAAUGCAAGCAACUGUGGAUUCAGCACGGCCCACAAAGGGAUAAAUCCUUGUGCAUCCUGUCACAGGACUUCUUUGAUGCUGUAACGAUGAUCCAUAAGGCAUCCAACGAAGCAAUGGUGGGAAUCCAAUCCUUCAUGUAUUCUGUCGGCCAGUUGGUAAACGAUGCCAGAGUUUGCAUCAUCGUCAGAAAAGAGGCAAUUUAUGCAUUGAACAUCAUUUUGAAAAAAAUCACAGUGUCACCUGAAAAGGAAACAAUCCUGACCUCACAGGAAGCUUCAGAUCUGAUGAUGAACCUGGCUGGUCAGAUAAUGCAGUGUGGGGAUUACGAUUUACAGGUUGCUCUGAUUGAGGUAUUAUUCCGAAUGACCACCCCUGACCGGAGAAAGAAGCUGGCGGCCCACUGGUUCAGCACAGCUCAAGUAGCCUGUGCCUUUGACCAAAUCCACCCUUCAGAGUUUGAGGCGGAUUGUCGAACGUUUCUGACCUUCGUGAAUGGAUUACAGGGAGACAGGCGAAGAGUGAAGUCGUACCCAUGCUUAGAGGUGUAUCUGGACAAUUUUAAGCUUUUGAAACCUGCUGACGACAAACUUGACCAAUUCUGGAUUGACUUCAAUCUUGACAGCCAAAGCAUUUCUUUUUAUUUCUCAUUUGCUGAUGAAAAGUCUCCGGCAGGUCUUUGGGAUUCAAUCAGUGUCCCAGAGAAUGAAAUUCACAGCUACACUGUUACAGCGAAGGGAACAAAACAAAUUUUACAGUUACAGCUGUGUGAAGUGGUCAUAGCAAGUAGCGUCAAAGGAUCAAGGAUCACCAUCAGCUUCUGCUCGACGUUGGACAUCCUGCAGACUGUUUGUUGCAUCUAUGGACAAAAAAAGAACAAAAGCGCAGUGGGAAAGGCAUCCUCUGUCUUCAAGAAACUUAAGAUUCUCAUUGAAGAGAAUAAGUCUAAGGAGAGUUUUGUCCCAGAGAGUCAGGUGUCCCUUGGCGACUGUGAUGAGAACACUGCCUCAUGUCUUGGAACUGCGCAGCAAACAUCUUUACAAAUCCCAGCCAGUGGGAUGCAUUCUGGGUUGACCGCCUUCAGAGACAACAGUUCAAAAGGGGGCAUACAUCAAUCAAACAGUCCAGCCGAGAACAAAGGGAAACCAUCUCUGGAGAUGUGUCGUACUUCUGAUAAAAACAAGAGUGCUUACCUGGCGGAACGAAAGACCGCUGAUGAAACCUUCAAAAUUCUCAGGACAGUGCAGAACAUACCGGUAAUAAGAGAACCACAAAGAAGGCUAGCGGGACAGAGGACAGACCAGUCUCAGGAGGGUUCUGUUGUGCCUGACACACAGCCUUUAACUGAGAGAAACACGGGUCAGAGGAAUAAACCCUCACUUUCGAAAAUACUCAAAAGGCAACCACCCAAAAAAAAUCCUCUGCCAAAUUCUGAACAAUGUUCAAAUGUCGCAAAGAAGCAAGAGCGCCCCUUAUCUGCCCAAGUGGCUACAGGCUCGAGUAAGGGAAAGCAGAUCCAUAGCAAACCUACUCGGCACCUGCAACAGAACUUGAAAGAAAAAAAUCCUGGUGGCUCAAAAGAUUUGGAGCUGCAUAUUCCCAAAGAGCUACAACCCCAGGGGAAACGACAUGACGAAACAAAGAGCAGAGGCAGGCAAUCUUUGGUGGCAGCUUCAACUGAGGCAUCUACAUCCCGCAAGGAAAGACAUUCAAAUAAUAAGGGAGCUAAGGAGGCUAUAGACAACAUGGUGAAAUUCAUCUCAAACCAUUAUAGCAAGACUAAUCAAUGCAAUGAGAAAGUUGGAAGCAUACAUCAGCGCUGGAUUCCACCUAACACCAGCAGUUUGCUUUCCACUGGUAAAAAAGAUACACAAGCAAAAGAGGUAACCAAAUACCACAGUAAGAUCACAUCAAACUGUCCAAACAAAAGAAAUGAUGUUUUCGAAUUUGGCAUUGAUGAAGAAUUCACCAUUGGGGAAGUGCAGAAUACAUUCCUUGGCAAAUGUGCCACAUCAAGCAAAGAUAUCCAUGACUCUUCAGUGAACCUUACCGCAUCCAGCAGAAAACAACAGGGAACAAAAGAGAAGCAUAAUGGAAGGAAGCAUCUCGUCAGUGGCAGAGACGAUACCAAUUCCGCAGAUGUCAGCUGGCUGAGAGAGUCAAGCGAGAAAGCCAAACUCAAAAUGACAUAUGCCAGAAAUCAACCAAUCAUAUCCAAAACAUUUCAGCCUCAUAAUUCAAAGAAAUUCCCGGUUGUGCACCAAAACACCCCAAAACAUGGAAAAAGCAAUGCAAGACUCAACAAGAAGGUAAUGGAAGUGUCAAAGAAUGACAUUCCAGAAACUGGCAGCGUACCCUUCAGUGGCAGACCCCGGCGAAGUACGGCCUUAGGCAAGACCUAUAAAGAGCCAGACACAGAUGAGAGCCUGUCAGAAUCUGAGAAGCCUCAAGCAACCAAGCAGGCACGUGAAAUUCCUCAACCAAACAAGUCCAGUGUCACAAAAGGUCAUGCCCAACAACAGACGCCAAAGUGUCCUCAUCCUAACCACAAGACCCCCGCUUCCUCCACCGAGAGGAUGCGAUUCUCUGACAUGUCCACCCAGACCCCGGAUUUGGCCUUCUCCCCUCUUGUCAACCUACCACUGUCUUCCUCAUCAAAGGCGAAAAGUAUGAACCAGCUCUCUUCACCUCCACUGUCCGUUUCGCCCCUGUUGACACCCCCAAAGCGGUCCCCCAUUUCCGCUUCUUCCCAUUCACAAUUAUCCGGAGCCACCAUGAAUCCUGAGUUAAAUUACAGCUUGAGUCAGGAAUCUGCUGUUUCUCAGGUUUCCCUCAGUCUGUCUUUUACCAUUGGAGUUCAGCAAAGGACAUUUGCCUCACAGGCUGUUUGUCAGAAAACAGAAAAAACACCACAAUCAAAUCAAGAUUCUCCUGAUACUCUUGCCUCAGGACCCAGUCGGAAGCGCCACAUCUCCCUGUCCAGUAAUUCUGAGGAGAAAGAGAGACCAAAAAGAAAGCGCCUACCGAGCAUGAAACCUCGUGUGCUAUUCAACUCGUGUGCUGAGGAGAACAUCGAAGGUGAGAUGACCACCUCCUUCUCGGUGAUGACAAAUCACGUGGACACAGAUUGGGCGAAUGGAGAGAUGGACUUGCAGGAUUUAGAGUUACCGGAUGUACGAGUUAACCUGAGUAAUCUGUCCCCACAACUCACCUCCAAACUAAAGACAAAGUUCCAGAUUCCGAACGGCUUUAAGUUAAUGGACAGUUAUUCCAAGGAGAACAUGAAGACGGUCGAGCAACACAUCUCCUCUCUCAGCACGCAACUUCACAAACACAGGACUCAGAAGUUUGAAGAUGUCAAGAAUGUCUUUCUGCAAGAGAUCCACAAUCUGGAGCAAGGGAAGGCUAUGCUUAAUAGCAUGGAGAAAAACCUGAAUAUAUGCUUGGAAAGGCAACGCACCUUUUUCCAGUCAUAUCAUGAGCAGGAAACCAAAAGCAUUGAGGUCCUGAGGCGAACUCUGAACGACAUGCGCUCGAGCCCUGAGUACGAGGAGCCGUUAUUCAUGUCCCAGAUGGCGCAGCUUAAAAAAGACAUGAAGUCAAUCCAAGAGCGCCUCCUCAGAACAAUGCAUGAGGAGGCCUUGGAAGGUUUGAGGAGAGGUCUGCGUGCCUGGGUCCUUGUUGAUUGAAGUUGAAGUUUAAAGUGCAAGCUAAGUGACACCAAGUUUCUGUAAUUAAGUAAAUAAAUAAGUCUUAAGUCCAAGUUAAGUUACACUGUUACUGUUUGGUAAUAUUAUAUAAGUGUUUAAUACCAGUGUCACUGCUUCUGUUAAGAUGCUAUAUAUAAGAUUGAAGUUGUUUUUGUUUCACAGAUUCUUGCAAAUGUAACUUUUUAAAUCUAAUCUUAGCUGUGCUGCACUUUUUUGGCGUGCAGUCAUUUUUGCGACAUUAAAUGAAUUGUUGUUCAGA